AUGGGCUUGAGUACCAGAAAUAUCCUGAAGUUGUCACUCGCAUGUCUCGUUAGUUUGGCAACGGCUGCAAACACUCGCAAACCUGUUCAUUUGAGUCUCUCUGGGCACAUUGACCAGUCCGAGGUGUACUCAUUUGUAUAUGUUCCAUUCGAAGUGGAAGAGGGCGUUACGUCCAUCAGCGUCGUGCAAGACUACGCACUGAAGGGGAACGGCAGUUCCCUAGACCUGGGUCUAUUCGACCAACGCGGGAUCGACGCUCCCAACUCAUUUGGUGAAUUCGGAAGUAGAGGAUGGUCAGGUGGGAAACGAAACAAUUUCACCAUCACGCCUGCAUGGGCAACACCGGGCUAUAACCCCGGACCCAUCAGCCCAGGAACCUGGAAUGUGGCACUGGGACCGUACGAAUCCACGCCAAAAGGCAUAGACUGGACGCUCCAGAUCACGCUAGGCUUCGAGCCCGCCAAUACAACAUUCACAGCGACCUACGCGCCGACAAGCAUGGACCCGAUGUGCAAUGGGUGCGCCGAAGGAGAAGACUUUAUCUGGCAGCGCGGCGACUUCCACAUGCAUACCAUCUACUCCGACGGGGAAUACACACCCGAACAACAAGUGGGCAUCAGCCAAGCGCAGAACUUGUCCUUCAUCUUCCUGAGCGACCACAACACAGACACGAGCAACCAGAUCGCCGGAGCGGUGCAAGCUGCACAGGCGCCGGAUCUGCUGAUCGGUCGAGCAAUCGAAGUCACGACCAGGUAUGGACAUUGGCAUGCCGUCGGCAUAGACAGGGAGCAGGUAAUCGACUGGCGGUAUAGGCCGGGUGAUAAGCCUGGGUUUGCGGAGGCGGCGGAGCAGGUCCGGCGGGCUGGGGGCUUUGUGUCUGUGAACCAUCCGUUUGCGGAGUGCCCGGCCUGCAAUUGGAGUCUUGGGUGGGAGAGCAAUGAUGCUGUGGAGGUUUGGAAUGGGCCUUGGGAUUCGACGGAUGAGCUGGCGGUGCAGGCGUGGCAGGGUAUGCUUGUUGCUGGGAAGAGGGUUACGGCCGUUGGGGGGAGUGAUUCUCAUUCGCCGCCUUCUGUUAAUGGGUUGCCUACUUCUGUUGUUAAGGGACGGGGACGGAGUCAGGCGGCGAUUGUUGAGGGCGUUAAGAGUGGGAGGGUUUAUUUGGUGCAGGGGCCUGGUAUGGAUGUUGCUUUGGAGGUGAGGUCGGAGUCUGGGGUUGCUCCGGCUCAGAUUGGGGAUAGGGUCAGUGGUAAGAUGAAGCAGGUUCGCUUUUCUGCGGAGGGCUUGGCUAGGCAGCGUUUGUGUUUGGUCUCUGAUCGGGGAUAUUUCUACAAUGCUUCACUUGUGGACCACAAGGAGAUUGUGCACGCAGUCCCUUCAGGGGCGAAGUUUAUCAGGGCGGAAGUGAGGAAUUCGACUAGUGAUGAAAUGUUGGCUCUUACUAACCCCGUGUGGUUCUCAUGA
This is a messenger RNA of Penicillium nucicola, 1461 nucleotides long. Its product is annotated as PHP domain protein. The record is from RefSeq and is a predicted model, not a curated record. Gene Ontology annotation, molecular function: 5'-3' DNA exonuclease activity; 5'-3' RNA exonuclease activity. NCBI's taxonomy places the organism in Eukaryota, Fungi, Ascomycota, Eurotiomycetes, Eurotiales, Aspergillaceae. Bases 1 to 1461 code for a protein of 486 amino acids. The transcript has 2 exons.